GGGGCCUUCACGGCACCGCGCCGUGACUCAGCGCCGCGGGGGGGGGGGGACGCCCGGGGAGGCCUCGGCCCCGCUCCCCCGGCGGCCGUCCCUCAGCCCCCGGCGUGCCCCCCGCCUCCGGGAGCCGCCGACUGAGGGGGGCCGAGGCGGCGGGAGGCCCGCGGGCCUGCCCGGGGCCCGCGGUGGGCCCCGUGUUCUCGGCGGGUCCGGGCCCUCCUGGCUCCCCGGGUCCCCUCGACCGCGACGGCGCUGGGCGGAGGGGCCGGGCCGCGGCCGUAGAGCUGCGGCCUGCGAUGCCGCUCGCCCCGGUUCCCCCCUCCGCCUGCGCGGCCGGGAAAAGUGCCAGUCAUGCUGCGGGGCAGGCCGGGCCUAGGCAGGGCCGCGGCGGGCUGCGAUGAGUAAUCCCCGGCCCAGGCCUCGCUUAUGUCAUAACUACAAGGCAAACAAGCAGUGAUGGAAUCACUGGAUACCGAGGUGAGAGCACGGAAGACUCUGGGGACUGUUGAAUAUGUAGAGUCUUCGGGUUUCACCCAGGGGAUAUUGCCGACCAAGAAGGAUGUGGUUCAGAACAUGCUGUAUUUACUGCAGCCCAAAAGAGCUGGCCAGGCCCAGCGGUCCAAAGAGGAUGCGGCCCAGUUGCUCGCUGAGCACCUGCAAGAGCACUGGUUGGUUUGCAACUUGCACACCAUCGCGACGCAAAAUAUAAAGAAACUUAUCCUCAAAAUGUACGAGGAGUUUACCAGAUUGUAUCAGACCAGAAAGCAGAGACAGAACCAGGCUUUUUCCGAGCGAGCAGACAAAUUCAACGAGAGUUCGGAGAAGCUCUUUGACGUAUUUUGUACAGAUGCGCAGACGAGAAAUAAACUGGAGGAAUACAGUGGGAUAAAAAUGACUAGCAUCGAGUGGAAAUUUCUCGAAGAUCAAAGAAGCGAAAGGAAAAUGUACUAUGAAGAUUUCACGGACAAGCAAGAGUUGAAGAUGAUGGAAAGAAGACAAAAGAUACAAUGUCUGGAGCACUUCAGAAAGCUCGCCAAGGAGGAGAAGGAAGGAAACAAAGCGAAGGAAAUGAAAUACAAAAGUGACGAGCAAUCAGACGAAGGCACGAGUGUGGAUGAAUCCUACCCCGCGGAGGAGGAGAACGGCGGGGCUCCGGCUUUCUCGCUGCGGGGCAGAAGGAAGCGCCGGUGCACGGCGACUGCUGCGAGCGCCGCCAUGCCCCUGGAGUGCCAGCAUAUACGGAUGAGUAUCAGGAGAGUUAGGCCUGGGUUCUACGAGACUGUGGAGAAGGUCAAAAACUGCUAGCGCAUGCCGCGGUCGGCAGGCAGAGCUGCUGGAGUAUGAGGUGGCAAUGCACACGUUAGGCAAGUUUGAAAUCCCGCCAUCGAUUGGAAGUGAUUGUUGUAGAUCCCCCAAGCCAGAGCUCAGGAACAUCCCGCCUCCGGGGAAGAGCAAUGGGACGACAGCAACAGCGGCAAGGACUAAACCACGUGAAUUUGGAAGGAUAAGGGGUCAGCGGCUGAUGACGUGAAGGCUCAAACGUAGCAGACGAUCUAAGGUUACGUAGCAUAUAAGCCUCUUCUUCCAAGGUCCCGUCUACAUCGGUUGGUUUUUGGAAGUCUCUCACCGUUUCUGAGCCAGUGGUGGCCUAACAGUACGAAACAGGACUCGGAUUUACUGCAGGGAAAUAACUUGGACUUGUUGCUAAUAGAAAAAUUGUGCGCUGAAAAGCCCUAACUCCUGCUGGUUUCGGUGGGAGUGAAAGGUGCUCGGCCCCUUUCGGCAGAAUUUGGCAUUUCUGCGAGGAAGGAAGCUGGUUUUCAGCUUGCAUUACCCAGUUCCGGAGAUGCACCCUGCGGUUUUGUUGAAGGGAUUGCUCUCUUGCUUGAGGAGGGGGAGAGAGAGAGAGAGAGAGAUCGAUCGAUCAGGAGACAUUUGAGUGCUUUGGCUGUAAAAGCAUUGUUGAUUCUGAAUGUUUUAUUCUAGAUUCUAUUUUAACAAUGUUUCCUUGAUCAGGAUAAACCUUCCCAUAAUUGGAUGAGUUUUAACAUGAAGUCCCUAAUCUAGGAUCUGAGGUGUGAAUCCUAAAUGAAGUAAUAAUGUUUUAUCUUCUGGGGGGGUACGAUAGGGGGAAGGAUGCAAAUUGCAUAUUUAGCUUUAAGAUGAGAAGAAUUUUAUAAACUGUUAUCCUGCCUUUUUAGGAUAUAGGGAAGAAAAAAAAAAAAAAAGCCUUCCCAGGUGUGGGUAGCUGUGGCAUUUACAGCAAAAGGCACCUGAAUCUGGGUUUGUUUUUCCACCCCUCCCAGGUCUGUGCAGACCAGCAGGUGGAAGUGGUAGUUUUCCACCUGGAGUUUGUUUGAACAAAGUGUAACCCUCUUGCCCACUUAUGUCCUGAGCAGUGACGUGUCUGUGAUUUUUAGAUGCCCACAGUACGAGGGUGUCUGUCGUUUUUAGUUAGAGUUGCUUUACUGGUUUUUAAAGAUGAGAGACUUGAACUUUCAGUGAAACCCAGUGCUGGAGAUCUCUCUGGCGAGAUUCCCAAACCUUGCCAGACUACACUGAAAAUCAAAAACCCCAAGUCUCUGUUUGUCCACGGAAGUUCUCUGGUAGAAAGAGCGCAAACUUGCCUGGUUUUCAAAUUUACCUUUCAGUGUGAAUGUUGGUUUCCCCACUCCAGUAUCUCAGCUUUUCCCCGUUUCUUUCCUCUCCGUCCUGCACAUCGUUUUACUGACAUUAACUCGUGCUGUUUCAUUCUUUUGGCUUUUGCUCCCUUUAACAAUAAAUGCAUGUACAAAUAA
Molecule: messenger RNA, 2795 nt
Organism: Grus americana (Whooping crane)
Lineage: Eukaryota; Metazoa; Chordata; Aves; Gruiformes; Gruidae
Exons: 2
Coding region: 454-1302 (282 amino acids)
Source: RefSeq, a predicted model, not a curated record